Molecule: messenger RNA, 1618 nt
Organism: Prunus mume (Japanese apricot)
Lineage: Eukaryota; Viridiplantae; Streptophyta; Magnoliopsida; Rosales; Rosaceae
Source: RefSeq, a predicted model, not a curated record
AGAAGAAAAAAACCAAUUACUCUCAUGUCAAUGUCAUCCCCAGCUUGUAACUUGUUACACAGAGGAUUGCAACCCAGGCAUAGCAUGUUUGGGAGGUCUGAGCAACGAGGAAGUUUCCUUCAAGUUUUUGGAGAAUUAAAGAAGAAAAAAAAAAAGCAUUAUGGUGUCACCACAGCACCAAUCUUCACCUUCUUAUUCCGCGACUCUGUCUGUCCUCCGGGGAAUUGGAACCAUGUUGUGUCCUACUCCUCCUCAGCAGCAGCAACCUCAAUCUCUGCAAGCCUUGGCACGCAGCCGGUCCUUGUGUCUUCGACAAUCCCAGUCUCGCCGGACUUCACAACGCUGCCGCUCUUUAAACUACAAUUCAGAUUACAGGACUUACUCCUGUCCCCCAACCCUGUAUAUUGUAGGAAAUGAUGCAGAUUACAGUCCGGAUUUCUCAAAAGCCGAAAUUGAAAUUAAGAUCAAAGGAUUUAAUAGUAAGAAGAACCUCAGCACGUUGCCUUUGCUUAGCAAAGGCUCCCAUGAUGACAACAGCAACCAUUACAAGCAACAAUACCAGACCACAGGAUCUGAUGAUUCCAACCCCACCGAGUCGCUUUUAAUGAGCGGUUGUCCCCAUGCUGACACUGACCAAGACGAGCUGGGUAAUGUAACAAGGGUAUUGUUUCAGGGCUCUGUGGAUUCCAACCUCACCCAGUCGCUUUUACCGAGCGGUUGUCCCCAUGCUGACACUGACCAAGACGAGCUGGGUAAUGUAACAAGGGUAUUGUUUCAGGGCUCUGUGGAUACCGAUCCGAGUGUGUCUCCUUUACCUUGCAAUAGUACCCAUGCUGGUACUGACUAUUAUGGGCUACACAGUGCGUUCCAGUUGAACUUAUUUGAUCAGGGAUCUGAUGACUCCAACCUUAGUGACUCGCUUUUACCGAGCAGUGGUCCUCGCAAUGGCACCGACUAUGACGAACCGGGCAAUCUGGCAAGUGAAGUGGGCCCUUCUGUUUCAAAUCCUAUUGAGUAUCUAGCGAUUAACAUCGCGCAGGAUGAACAUAAUGAUUUUGGCCAGCCACAUCACAGGACAAGGGUAACUGCCUUAGGGUUGAUCUUUAUGCUCGUUGGUUUGAGCCUAGAAAUGUUGUCAGCCAGUUUCGAUCAGGUUUCCUCCGCAAGUACGCCUCUCUAUGCACUAAUCAGUUUGCUGUUGGCCAUUGCGGCUGUACUUACUUGCAUCCUGGAGCUCAUUCAAAAUGGUAUAAAGGACAAAGAUGCGUCUCCGAAUAGACCUGCUUUCGGUACGUUGCCUGACAUUUUUGGAUUGGGACUUGCCGUGAUUCAAUGUGUUUGCUCGGCAGUGCAGUAUUAUUUCCUCCAUCAUCGUGAGAAUAAUCCAAUGAAACUGUCCCCUGUGCCUCUAUUUUUCUUCGCCUGUUUGGUGGUUUUGAAAUUAAAAGGGGACUAGAGCCACACUGUUUAUAUAUUCAGGAUGCUAAAGCUUAUGACAGUAGGCAAUAUGUUUCAUGAGUUUUGUAUAUGUAAAUUAAUUAGACAAUGUGUCGCAUUCAUUUUGUAUAUAGCAAUUUUUUGUCACAUCAGAUAACUCAAAUGACCUUUUCAAGUCAGC